Messenger RNA from Thermothielavioides terrestris NRRL 8126, 1272 nucleotides. RefSeq lists its product as uncharacterized. The transcript has a single exon. Lineage: Eukaryota; Fungi; Ascomycota; Sordariomycetes; Sordariales; Chaetomiaceae. Bases 252 to 1091 code for a protein of 279 amino acids. The record is from RefSeq and is a predicted model, not a curated record.
GAACAGAACGCCUGACGCUUUCUCCUGAUGUCUCGUCUCGUGGUCUGCUACCGAACACAGUACACAACUGGCUUUCCUUUCUGCUGCUGCCUUCUAUUCACUUCCAUUUCCAUUUUCUCCGUGCCGCUCGCCCGCUGGAAUCCUCCGAUGCGCGCCGCCUCUCGUUUCUGCUCGUUCUUCCUCCCCUAACCCACAACCGACACCUGGCACCUGACACCUGACAACCCACAAGCGGAAACCCACCACCAAACAUGACGACGGCCUUGUCGCUCUUGGCCCUGCUGUGGGCAGCUGGAGCUGCUCUGGGCGCUGACACGGCAACGCCGACCUUUCCUGCGACGUUCGAGGUCGAUUUGAUCUUCCCGCGCAACGAAACGUACGCGCCAACGCCCUUCUUCCCCAUCGUUUUUGCUGUCCAGAACGCCGCCCUGGCCCGGUCGAUCGAGACGGACUUCGACCUGGAGCUGUAUGACACCACCGCCGGCCACAACUUCUCCGGCGAGAGCCCCUUUCUAAAACCGGAGCGCUUCAACUUCACUACCGAGCCGACGUAUAUCUACACGUGGGUCGCCAGCCUUGGAACGACACACGGCCUCGCAGAGACCACGCACCAGCUCUCAUGGAGCUUCAGUUCAGUGAACUGCUCAAAUUCGAGCGAAUACUUCCAUCUCGGCGGGGCCCUCCAGCCGGCCAACCCGGUCUUUUUUACUAUCCGUAACGGCACCCAACAGACCGACUUCGUUGCCGCUCUGGCGAACAACGAGUCGUGCGCCGACAGGAGCCACGCCGCCUUCAACGUGACCGGCACGUUGCCGGCCGCGCCGUUGUUGCAAAACGGCUACAACUCAUGCGCCGUCCUCUCCAAUGUGCAGCCGUUUGUGUCGGGAAACCCGUGUGCAGUGAAGCUCAGCACCGAGACGGCAAGCAGCAUCAUGGCGGCCAUGACGGCCGAGGUCUGCAAGGACAACAACAACAACGUGACCUUCUUGAGCUGCCCGUCAACGGGGGCGGCGCCCUCUGGGCGGGGGAAGGCGAGGUACACCGUUAUGCUGGGAGCGUUGGGUUUUAUCGCGGCUUUGUGGCUACUCUGAUCUAGUCUGUAGUGUAAAGCGCGAGAAUGCGCGGCAUCACGUGGACAUUUCGGGUCCAUCAUUAAUAUUUUUUUUUUUUUUUUUUUUUUUUUUUUUCUUCCGUUUCUUUGGAUCGCCUGUCUUGACUUUGGACUUUGCGCACCCAGUUAGCUAAUACCUGAAUUCACUCUGGUUCUGCCAU